Messenger RNA from Siniperca chuatsi (mandarin fish), 12647 nucleotides. Its product is annotated as polycystic kidney disease 1 like 1. Bases 1996 to 12324 code for a protein of 3442 amino acids. Gene Ontology annotation, molecular function: protein binding; calcium channel activity. Gene Ontology annotation, biological process: kidney development; detection of mechanical stimulus. The transcript is spliced from 56 exons. Gene Ontology annotation, cellular component: membrane. The record is from RefSeq and is a predicted model, not a curated record. Lineage: Eukaryota; Metazoa; Chordata; Actinopteri; Centrarchiformes; Sinipercidae.
GUGGUCACAUGUAGGCCUGUGUGUAGCCUACUUGGUGUUUUUAUGAUGUGAAGACGUCUGCAGGUCCCUGAUAGGAGAGACGAAACGAAAUCUGCGCGUACUCCGUAUAAAAAUGGACAGAGGAAAUGUGUUUGAUUCCCCCCGCUGUGCCUCUCUCUGGUACAGUCAGCGUGAGGAGAUGGUGCGGUCUGACAGCGCUCCCUGCUGGCCACAACGAGGAGUGGGAAAUUCUCUUAAAGGGGAUGUCUGGAAAACCGGAAGAGAUUUUUAAGGUGGAUCGAUGGAGUUAGCUGCACGACGAGGACGCUUCUCUUUUUUUUUUGAGUAAAGGGCUCACAGGGGCAAACUGGACUCAAGACGAAGACUUUCACCGGUUCCGUUGUGUUUUUGCAGUUUUCAGCCGAGCAGCUUAGAAUUACUCUGCAAAAAUAUGCGUCUUUAGUGGGAGUUCGUGCUGGAGCUCACAGUCUUACCUUUCUUAAACCAAACUCAGAAAUACCACUGCUGCUGAGAUCAUUUGUCCUCAUUUCCAGUUUGAAACGACGUUUUUGAAGAACUUCCUUGAAUUAAGCAGAUAAGUGGCGACCUCGACCCGAGCAGAGUGAAAACUGAAGACACUAAUCCACACAGCUGAACCUCUGUUGUAGGAUGUGACACCCCGUUGUCCUUUUACUUGUCAGGAAAAAAAAUGUAAACCUCAGAAUAAAACAAAAUUCUCAAUAAGAUUAAUAUUUUUCAUGUUGCAGCUUAUUCUGUGCUGGACACUGCUUUACAGCGAUAUAAUGGCUCAUUCAGGUCAGAUGAUCCGAGACUGGUCCCUAAAAAAAGACCAAGGCACUUUAUUCCCACUGACAUAAUAAAAGAGAGAUGUUAUUACUUUUGGGUGCUUUUGAAGACUCCAGAUGUUGUUGGGGUUUUUUUUUUAAUGUUGAUGGAAGAACUGAGAUCAGUCUCUGGCCAUCAAGUGCUCCAACCGGCUUCACAUGGGCUGAAUCAAAUUAAUAAUGGGAUUUGCUUCGUGACUCGACGCAGCUUUGGUCUCACAAACGUGGCUGUGGAGAAACGACUUAUCACCUGCCUGUGAUACAGGUGUAGGCCCAUCUGAAGCACGUGGGUGCGCGGCCAGGUCACUUUAGGCCGGUUCAGAUUAUCUCACUGAAACGGUUUAAUAACAGCAGACUAGAAUCAUUUCAUAGAUCUUUAGAUUAAAAGGUGUACAUAAGGGGUGGACAGACUUUUUUUUUUCACUCCAGUUUUCGUGUGUUUUGUGUAACGAUUUUCUUUGCCUCAUUAAGCCACAUACUUUUGCAGCGUUUGUGACGAAAGAACCAGCAGUUCAGACAGCAACACAGGCCUCUGAACCUCUGGAAGUUGCGCUAUAUUGCACGCACUUGUAAAAGCUCUAACUCCAGUAAUAGCCUACUGAUAAUUAGUUUUCAGCUUUGUGUGAUUGACUGGUGACCUUUUGUAAUUUUGAUUUUUUUUUUUCACGGAAUGGAGAGCAUAACAGACGUCACAUGGCAUUAAAACUGGAUAUUAACUUCGAAGGAACAUAAUCAUAUUUAAAGGGCAGAUGCAUUUAGUUAAAAUCUUAAACACCAUGACGCCAUAAACAAAAUACAGGGAAACUGCAUCAGUAAAGAUCAUUGAUCGCUUCACCCUCGCCAGCUUUACAGGAAACACACAACACAACGGCCCCACUAACAUUUAAUUAUAACCGUCACAAAUGCAUGGUGGCUUACUUACUUUAUUGCAUGGCAGCAUAUUAACUGGCCUGUUUUUGAUCCCCUCUCAGUGAAAGCAGCUUCCUCCUUCCUUCAUUUGCAUACAGUCCCUCUGUGUUCUCACCUCCCACACACCUUGUAUGCACAGAGUCUGUGGUGUGUCAAUGCACCUGCUUUUCUCCUCCAUUCCUCCCCUCUUCUCAGUCUGCAACGUGUGCGUCCUCAUCAAACGCAAUCUGUCCAUCCAGCUGCUCUGGUUGCGGCCUCAGACAUGUUCAGAGCUUGUGUCUACACGCUCUUUUCAUUGCAUCCGUUUUUUCAUCGCUUGUCUGCGGCAGUUCCUCCACCAGAUCACGAGAAUUCACCGUGGUUCGUGGGGUGCGUCAACGCCAGCGACAGACUUUAUGCACCCAAAGGUGCCCUUGACCUUGACCCGGUAACCUGCUGUGCACGCUGCCUGGAUGAGGGGUACCAGGUUGCAGGGUUGACCUCAGGGGGUUGUUACUGUGGCAACCGGCAACAUGGUUUGGUGGCCAGUGAGUGUUUCAACACAUCUUCCAAUGCAGGAACAAAGGAUGUCAAAGGAGAAAGUAAAAGACAAAGUGUCCUCUGCUUGCCUGUUGGAGAUGGACAGGGAAGUGUGGCACUCUACAGAACUGAAGGACCAUAUCUGCACAGCGUUCGUCUGUCUGCGUCUCCAGACAGAGUGCAGGCUGGGAAGGCUUUUGUCGUGGAAGUUUCUGGAAGCCUGGCUGGACGCCCCAACCAGCCCACAGGGAUUCUACGUCUGGGAGGGCAGGACCUCUCUUAUGUCACUGUUGAGUUUCAGGAAACGACCCCUAAAGGUCAGAGUUCGCAUCAUGUCAAAGUGUUGGAUGAUGGCUCAUUUGUUGUGUCAUCUGACUGGAUUUUGGAAACUCCAGGAAAAUAUGAGCUCAACGUCAGUGUCUCCAACCCCCUCUCCACACUCUCCUCCACCCUCCACCUCUCCGUCUUGCAGCCCUCUCCAGACAGCUUGGUGAUCUCUGUGCAUCACGGCCCCCUGGGUGUCCCCUCCUGCAUCCCAUUCCUACAGGCAGACUUCAACAGUGUGACAGUGGAGGCAGCAUACCUCGGCGAGCCUGUCAAACUGCAGGCACACAUGGGUGAUGGUCUGCCGGUAGAGUUUAUUUGGUGGUUUACUCACAAGGAAAAAGAGAAAAACAUGGAGGGUGUAAAGACAUCUUGCCUUCCCAACUCAGACUGUCUGAACAGCACUGUGAACUGGACCUUUGAAACAGAGGGAGUUCACAUGGUGUCAGUGAACGCCUCCAGUGCCUAUGGGUGGACACAGGAGACAAUAUAUGUUGUGGUCGUGCGUCUUGCCGUCUCUGACCUCAGAGUCAGUGUAUCAGGGAAUCAGCUGACGUCCGGUGAGAGCGUGUCUGUGGAUGUGGGGCUGUUCACCACCAUGGAGCACCUACUUGUCCUCAACCUCACACUGAAUGCCGAGUAUGGCAGCAUUGGCAUGAAGGAUAAUUUAAGCACUGAUGGAGGUGACUUUAGUAAUGACAAUAAAAACAUCAGUGAUAGUGAUAAUGUUGACAAUCAUUCAAGCAUAAUUGCUCACCAGGAAAACAGUAAUGAUCACGACUGUAGCAACAGUAACCGUGGCAACAUCAGCUAUGAUCACAACCUCAAUCAAAACAUCUGUUGUCAUGCUGGCACCCACUUACAUCUUUGCUCUGAUACCCACCACUUUGUCCCUCUUCGUCUCCUCCACACCUCCAACCGCUCCAGCUGCCAUUUGCAGCUCCACCUUCGCUGCCGCCUCCCCACCACUGCAGGGCAGUAUCACCUCAUAGCGUCUGUUCUCUCCACUUCUGAUCCUUCAUCUGUGCUGCUCUCCACCGUCCAUUGGGCCUUGAUGGUGUACGAGCAUAUAUGUGCCCUAAGGCCUUCUGGGACUUGGAAGUCAGUAGUUUCAACACACGCAGAAUUCAGCCUGGAGGUUGUCAGCCCUGCCAGCCGAAUGGGGUCGAGAGUGAUUUGGACUUUUAGUUUGGAUGAUGUUAUUGUGAUUAGCAGGACAACUGAGGAAUGGAACGUAAAUGUGUCUCUUACAAUAGCAGGCCAUUAUAAAGUGACAGUUAAGGCCUUUAACCCAAUCAGCUGGGCCUCAUUCUGCACACACAUCCUCGUUCAAGAUCCAGUUGGAGAGUUGUUUUUGAAUGUUCCCAGUGUGAUCACAACACAUCAAAAACACUCUGUUCUAUUUAGCGUCACAGCAGGGUCAAAUGUGACCGUGUCUCUGCUGGUGAAUGCGACAUUACUUCACAAAAACAGCAGCUACACUACAGGAGAAGAGGCGACGGUGGUUUUGCUUUUCGACCACAACGGGACAGUUGUGGUGGAGCUUCGAGCUGAGAAUCGAGUGUCUUCUCAGAACAAAAGCCUAAGAGUGUGUAUUGACAGGAACAGGAAGCCAUCACCACAAGUUAGAGACAAUCCAACGUGGCAACCACCUACCAGUCAAAGUCUUGUUCACAGCCUGGCUGACAAUGUAUGGAUUUAUGCAGAAAAGCAAGCCUAUCCCACAAAUACAGAUAUAACUUUUCUGGCUGUGGCUGAAGUAUUAGACCCUGUGGAGUUCCUCUGGCAUUUUGGAGACUCAAGAUCAGCCAGAACCACCUCAAGGACCGUGACCAAAAGAUACCACAAACCUGGCAGGUAUGAUGUAGUUGUAGUCAUGUCCAGCGGCCGGACCUCCGUUUCCUCCGAUGUGUUCCCGCUGGUAGUCCAGAGAGCAGUGAAGCUCAACAGACUGCUCCACCAGGCUUCUGUCCUGCAGAACCAAACAGUGAUGGUGAGUUGCCGGGUCAAUGUGGGGACUGACGUCACCUUCCUGUGGGGCUUCGGAGAUGGAUCUUCCAGGCCAGGACAGAGCACAGAACAGCACAUUUUCCACAGGACAGGAGAGUUCAGAGUGAAAGUAACCGCGUCUAACCUGGUCAGCUCCGCCUCUCUAAGUAGUCACAUCUUUGUUGUGGACCGGCCUUGUCAGCCUCCACCAGUCAAAAACAUGGGGCCUCUCAGACUACAGGUGCGAAGAUAUGAGGUUAUCCACCUGGGGGUGACCUAUGAGACUGAAGUUGACUGUGACAUUUCAGGAGACCUUGACUACACCUGGACCUUGUUUGACUCUGCAGGUCGGGUCUUCCCUUUGCCUCUCAUAGACACACACAGACAAAGCCUCGUACUGCCCAGCCAUCUCCUGCACUAUGACACCUACACUGCCAUAGCCAGGGUUCAGGUCGUUGGCAGUGUGGUGUACAGUAACUACAGUGUGAGAGUGCAGGUGAUACCGAGCCCUCCUGUGGCCUUCAUCCAGGACGGCACCAACGUCUUCAUUAACAGCAAGAACAUGACCGUGGUAACCCUGGACGGACAGAGAUCAUUCGACCCUGACUUCCCCGUGAACCCAGUCAGCUUCAGUUGGACAUGUAAACCCGUGAGCUCCAUCACCAGCUCCUGUUUCCACCACGAUGUUCCCACUUCAUCCCCUGUGCUCGUAUUUCCUGCUAGUUUCCUAAAACACAACUUUGACCAGUUCCAGUUCACGCUCACCAUCCACAGCGGUGAGCGUUCAGCUUCAUCAGAGACCUUCCUCACAUUAACAUCAAACAUGAUCGGGAAAGUGCCAGUUUACUGCCCUCAGUGCCAGGGAGACCAGGUGAACUGGGAUCAGUCUUUCUCUGUCACCGCCUUGUGUGAAGGCUGUGGUAUUGCCCCAAAAUACAUCCAGUACACCUGGAGCCUGUACUUGGUCAAUGCGUCCUUCAAGCCUGUCAUAGAAGUCCCGUUUUGUUACACACUGGAUCUCAGUGCUCCGUCCACCAUCUUGGAGGGUCCUGCCACUUCCCCUCAGACUCCUUCCACCCUGCAUCUACCUGCUACAGAUGCUUCACAGUACACCCCUGCUGUCAAUACCUCUCUGAUUGAGGAUGCCCCUGAAACUAGAGCCAAAAAGCUAUAUCUGAACAUGACUGACAGCGUAACAUUAUCGAAGAAUAACAGAAAGAAGUCAACUAUGGCUGGUUUGACAGAACCUGAGCCCUCGACUUUCUCUUCUCUAGUCAACUUAAGAACAGCAGGAUCAGGAGAGGAGCCCUUUUAUUACCCUCUGGGGGAGUUUGACCCUCCAGAGCCUUUGUACUCCUCCACUGAAUACCAGCCACUUGCCCUUGACAACAGUGGCGUCCUAUAUCCAGACCACUUUGGCCAGAGGGACGUUAUCAGUGAAUUCCCCAUUGAUUCGGACUCCUCUGCUGACUGGGACUUUUCCUUUCCUGUCCUGGAGAGCGGUGACUUGGGAGGUCGACUAGAUUCAGAUUAUGAUGUUCACUUGAUGAGUGCAGAAGAAGGAGACCCAGGGAUUUCAGCAGGAAGACCCUCAGGUGUGGAUGGUGAGAGCUUCAGUCCAGGAGAUGAUUCAGUGUUUCAUCCAGCAGUACAUGAAGACGAGGGGAGUAAUCUGGUGGAUUCCAGGCCAUCUGUCAUGAUCCAGGAGCCAAUCUUGCUCGAUUUAUCUCGAGACCCGGUAGACAGAGACCUUUUUGAGUCCUACACUUAUACAGGAAUUUCCUCCCCAUUGCUCAGCUUUAGACCCUUCAGUCUUAGGCCUGGGAGCAGGUACAUGUUGGAGGUCACUGCCAAAUUUCAUGAUAGUAUUCUGGGCCGGACUCAGCUAUUCUUAAAAACCAACCCUGCUCCAAAGGGCAUGACGUGCCAGGUGCAACCAAUCAAAGGAAUGGAGCUAUACACACAGUUCAGCAUCUUCUGCACCUCAGGGAAAGAGGACUUACAGUAUGAGUACAGCGUGAGUGUAGGAGACAGACCUCCCAGGAUGCUGUAUCAGGGAAGAGACUUCCAGUACUACUUCAGCCUUCCUUCUGGUGACCCCAAUGAUGACUAUAAAGUAACUAUUUACACAGAGAUCAGAAGCAGCACGUAUGGGACAACCACUAAACCCUGUCCUGUCACUGUUCGAGUCCAACCAAGCUUCUUCAGAGACACCUCUUCUUCUUCUUCUUCUUCUUCUUCUUCUUCCCAUCUUGAUCCUGAUCUGGAGCUUUCAGAGUCAGGUCUGAGGAACCUGUCGGCUCUCGUGCGGCUUGGGAACAGUGUGGAGAUUCGUAACUACAUCAGUCUCCUCUUCAGCAUCCUGAACAGACUCAGCCUGGACCCCGAGGCCAACACACAUGCACAGAGACGCAUUCGCAAUGUGCUCAUUUGCACAGCGUGUGAGCUCGAGAGCAGUGAACAGGCAUCAAUGGUGGACAACAUCUUCAUUCUCAAAAACCUUUUACAAGUUACAAGUCAGGUGACAGUAGCGAGUGCAAGACGAGUGACAGUUCACGUUCAGGCCAUCUCAGAGCAGUUUUUGGAUUCCAGUACUCCAGUCUGGAACUCUCUGGACCAGAAGACACUCAACACCCUGGUCGCCCUGCUCGCAUACAGCCUGCAAGCGGCUGUCACUAGUUAUGACUUCACACCAGAAAUGUUCAACAGUGCUGACAUUAAACAGGCAUUAGAAUCAGACUCGCAUGGUGGAAACAUCAGAAAUGCAAUAGCCCCUUCUAAUGGCUGCAUACCAGACUCAUCCAGUGGUGUUUAUAUCAAAAAAGGGGGAUCGAUUUCACCAACGCAGACGAUGCAGCUUGUAGCUGAUAUUCUGCAGACUGCUUCAGACCUGAUGCUGAAGCACAUCUUGUUCCACGAGGCCCAUGAGCACAGAGUCAGCACUGGUCUUAUCGCCUUAUAUGCCACAUACCAAAACCAAACCUCCACGGUCAUCAGCAGUGGCUCAACCGCCUUCUACAUGCCAGCCUCCCUGAUCCAGCUUCUGUUUGUUCAUCGCAGUAGAGAGACUGAGAGCAGACCGCAUCGACCGUGUGUGCUCAGCAUGCUUACUGAGCUCUCCCGCAGCCCGUACACCUGGGCCCGCUAUCCUGGAAGGCUGAGUGGACCAGUGGUUUACCUGAGUCUGUACGAGUGCAGCACGAGGAGAAAGAUCCCUGUCCGCUCCCUCAUUCAGCCAAUGAACAUCGAGCUGCAACAACCACCAAGAAACAAGAGCUCUGUGCGUGAGUAUGUCCUCCUGCGCAGCCAGGUCAACUACCACAGCUUCAAGAUUACCCAGGAGCACUUGCAGCAGGCCAUCCAGCUGAGUGUGGCGUUCAUGCCGCCGCUCAACAAGGCGUUUCCCGUCAUGCUGCUCUUCAGGAUGUUUGAGAGGCCGACUCCCAGCAUGCACCAUCUGCACAGGAUUCACCACUGGGAGAGUAGCACCACUCGCUUCACCCUGGCCCCACCCUACCUAAGUGCUGCAGGGGUUGGUCACCUGGCCCUGCUGAAUGCUGAUUUUGGGAAAGCACCCAGACACAAAGACCUUAGUGAGCAGGUCAGCUACAGUCUGACAGUGGACAGCAGCCUGUGUUUGUCCUGGGACGGCCACCAGGGGGCCUGGACUCACCACGGCUGCAGGACACAGCAAGCAGACUCAACUACUGCAGUCAACUGCAGUUGUCACCAGUUGAGGCCGCUGACUGUGGUGCAGCAGCAGAUCCAGAGCAGCCAUGACACAACCGAUCUGGAGCCGUUCCUAAGUGUGUCCAGUGAUCUGAGAGUGCUGUGUGUGCUGGUGCUGUGUGUGUGCCUGUACAUUGUGGGGUUGGUGGUGUGCAAGAGAGCUGAUGUCGUGUCCGAGGUGAAUCGGAGGGUCCACUACCUUUCUGACAACUCCCCAUGUGACCCAUAUCUCUAUGCUGUCACAAUCCACACUGGUCUCUGCUCUGCAGCCUGUAUGAGUGCAAAGGUUUACAUUGUGCUGAAUGGUGAAGAUGGGUUUUCGCAGACAAGAGAACUACAAGUCCCCGGAUGCACUCUGUUCAGAAGGAACUCUCAAGACACAUUUAUAUUCAGUGCAGCAGACAGCCUGGGCCCUGUGUGGGGGGUUCACAUCUGGCAUGACAACUCUGGACCCUCCCCGAACUGGUACCUCAAACAGGUGGAGGUAUCUGAGGUGAACAGAGGGCAUGUGAAGGGGCGUGCUUGGCUCUUUGUCGCUCAGUGCUGGUUGGCUGUGAACAAAGGCGAUGGCCGGGUGGAGAGAAUGCUGCGGGUUUGCACUCAGGGAAUAGGCUUUGCUAAGAUGUUUUGUCUCAAGCUAUCUGACUACUUGGCCAACCACCACAUCUGGAUAUCUGUGCACAGCUGCCCCUGCCCUAACUCGUUCACACACACUCAAAGACUUAGCGUGAGCCUGCUGCUGCUGUUGGGGUACUCAUGUGUCAACACAGUAAUCCUAUCACAAAUGGAUGCUCAGUUGCCAUUCGAGUUGGGCAUUAUUGAUGUAUCAGCUGUUUCUGUGACGACGGGAGUAUUAAGUGUGGUGGCAGUGUUGCCUGCAGCAGCAAUAAUAUCCUUCCUGUUCCGACUGCGUGAAGUCAAGCCCACGGGGUCAGGAGUCCAACACACAAAGGGCAGAAAGACUGAAAAUGACUUUUUUGAAGUGACUGACAGUAUAUAUGAGCCCCAUCUCUCUUGGAGCAGUCUUCAGCAGUGGGCGCAGGAAGCCUGGAGGAAGAAAUACCAGGCCACAGACCUACUGCCAGCGUCCACUACGAUUCUGGAAAAUAAAAACACAGACAAACAACCUGUAAUCCAAACAGAUGUGUUCAUAAGAAAGCAGGACGCUCUAGCACUUGAGAACAAUAUGGGACCAGCGCUUCAAAAUGUGUUGCUGGUGACUGAGGGGAACAAUGUUGAUCAAGCACCUCAGGGAAAAGAGUUUGAUCUUUUAAGUGAAAGCAGCGGGUUUCAUGGAACCGAGAAAGCUCUUUUGUUCGGUACGAGGGAUGGAGGUCAAGCUACUCAGAAGGGGGAAGAUCCUCAAGGGAAAAUGAAGGAAGGCAGCCAUCACCAGGCAGCGUGGUCUGGUCACAGCAGGUGUUACCACGUCGUCGAUCGGCUGAAAGGGAGAGGAUUCAGACCAGUAUCUCAGUGGUGUCACUAUUUGGCCUGGACACUGUGUCUGCUGUUGUCCCUCUCCUGCCUGGUGCUCUCUGCAGUGCUGGGAAUGAGGUUCAGCAGCAGCAAGGUUCUGCUAUGGAUACACUCUCUUUUCUUCUCCUUGAUGUGUUGCAUCUUCCUCAUCCAGCCAGCUGUGAUAAUUACAGUGGCAGUGGCUGUCUCACUUUGGUACAGGAAAAGAGCAGACUUUCAUAAUUUCUCCAGUAUAAGAGAGUUUGAGAUAGAGACUUCAAAACUGCAGCGCCACAAUGGUGCUAAUCAGCCAGAAGAUCAGUUUGGGACAUCUGCCUUUCCCCAGGAGAGAUGCUCAUAUCUUGAAAAGCUGCUUGGAGCUCGUCAGCGAGCCCGGUACCUCCGUCUUGUGCGCCCACCGACUCCAGCAGAGCUGAGGAAAAGUCGUGGGAAGAAAAGAAGAGAGACUCUUAUCCAUAACACCCUCAGGGAUCUGUCUGUCUGUGGCUCCAUGCUUUUCCUAAUGCUGUGUAUAAAUUAUGGCAGCUCAUUCACUGACCAUUACCGCCUCAAUAAAGCUGUCAGAAAACAGUUUAUAAGGGGCCAUGAUAAUGCAUUUAUGUCAAUACAAAAGCAGGAGGACUGGUGGAAGUGGGCACAGACCAGUCUUCUUAAUGUACUGUACAAGAAUAUAUCAGCCACAACUGAGUUUGAUGUCAUCCAACAGUCACACGUGUUGUUUGGAGAGCCAAUCCUGUGGCAGACGAAGGUGUCCAGCUCAUUUCAGGGCCAGGUCUCCGGUGUGACUCUCGUACCAGAAUGUCUUCGCUUAUUCUUGUCUGGGAGCAGAACAUCCACUUAUCCGCAAUCCAAUGCCUUAGUUCCUAUGACGCCUCCAGGGACAUGUGGUCAACUGGGCUGCUACUCAGGACCAAGUGCUACCGUUGGCUUAGGCCACACGAAGUCUGACGCUGCCUCCAAACUGAAGCUCCUGCAUUCAGGUGGCUGGCUGGGCAGACAGACGGUGGCCGUGAAGGUCCAGUUCACCUUGUUCAGCCCUGCACCCAACUUGUUCACCGGUGUGACCGUGCUCGCUGAGCAGAGUCCCACCGGAGUCCUGCUGCCUUCUGCCCAAGUCCAGUCAGUUAGAGUGUAUCACACUCUUUCUGUGUGGGACUAUGUUGUUAUGGUGUGCCAGCUCCUCUUCCUUCUCUUGUCUUUGCUGCAACUCUGCGAUCAAGUGUACACCGUAGGGCAGCAAGGGCUGAUGGGAUACUGGAGGACACCCUGCAACUGGCUGGAAGUCAGUUUGCUGACAGUAACCCUAGUGUACUACAUUUAUUACAUCUAUCAAUCUAUUAUAAUCUUGGAGGUUGUGGAGCUGCUGCAGAGACACAACUACAGAGGACAUGUUGAUGUCAGCCUCCUGGCUACCUGGGAACAAUGUAUUCGUACUCUGCGUGGCGUUACGCUCUUCCUUCUCACCAUGAAGUGUGCGACUGUGUUGAGGGUGAACAGGACCAUGGCCACCUCUGCGACACUCCUCACCCACUCACUCUCCAGCCUUUUCUGGCCAAUGAUUUCAGGUCUUAUCCUGAUGGGGGCGCUGUCCUGCGUGGGGAGUCUCCUGUUUGCACAAAGCUCCUGGGCCUUGAGCUCACUUUCCCGCUCCCUUCAGACUCUGCUCUGUCACCGCUGGGGUCUCAGGGCCGUUAGAGGCCUCCUGCCUGGGCCUGAUUUCCUUUACGGUGGAGUUCUCUAUCUGUCCUCCACUGUGGUGUGGACAGCAGUGGUACAUGCGAUAGGUGUGGUGUCCUCAUUGGUCAGAAGUGCCAAAAGAUCUCAGAGCAGGGGGAAUGUCUUCACCAUAGCAGAAUUAGCCGGCUACAUCAGACAGAGGGUCUCUGGGCGGCGUAGACAAGCAUGGAUUGAAAAUCACGUGGAAGGGAAGAAUUAUUACUUUGAGGAGUUUGAAAGCUUAGUAGAUGAGCUACUGUUCAGACUCAACGCCCUCUCAAACAGUCUGCACCACACUCUGCCCCCCAAAGCCCAUCGUUACAGGGAGGAGGGCAGUCCCGUCACUUCACCCAUACAGGAGCCCUCCAACAUGGACACACAGGACUUCGUAAAAACACAAAUGACAGAAGAGACAAUGGUGGGUGAUCACACAGAUGUCAGUGGCCAUGGAGAAACCCUACCUGCAUCUCACCAGCUCAGGUCCAAGCUUGAACUGGAAAUACUGCAUUUCCUGCAGCAGAGAGGCCUAAGGAGAGAAAAUUCCUCCUCAGACGUUCUCGUGGCGUCGGAUAAUUCAGAACAACCUGGAACAAGAGCUGAAGAAAACCCAAAAGACAGAGCGCUCCAGACUUAUUUAAAGGCACAAAACUGCCUGUCACUCCCAGAGUCAGCAUCACUUAUCAGGGUUUGGACAGAAGAUGUUUUGGAGAAGCAAGUUGACGAUCGGUCUGAAACAAAGCACAGUUGCUGGUUAAGUCAAACUCAGGCCACCCAUGCAGUUGUGGUGGAAGUUCUGGUCCAUGAGGAGCCUGGGAGUGUAGAGCCAGAUAAACAUUAAGGUCCUUAUGGACACUGCAAGCAAUUCAAAACACAAGAUGUCUUAAAGGUCUGCAUUUUCUAUUCUAUUAAGAUAUACUGUAUAUAAUGGUACUGUAUUGUAUGUGCCCAGCAUCUUAUUUCAUCUGUUUAAUUAUCAAAUAAUAUUACCUGGAUCACAUAAACAUGUGAAGUAAGUCCUCCAAGACUGUUUGGUACUUUAUAAACAGGCAUUGUUACAAAAACUUUUUAUAACUAGUUGUUCAUGAACAAUUUAUUAAUGGCACAACAAAACACAAAUAAGCUUUUGUAAUGCAUAAAUAAAAUUAGAUUUUUGGUUGCAAA